Messenger RNA from Lonchura striata (white-rumped munia), 2255 nucleotides. RefSeq names its product PX domain containing 1 (gene PXDC1). Gene Ontology annotation, molecular function: phosphatidylinositol binding. NCBI's taxonomy places the organism in Eukaryota, Metazoa, Chordata, Aves, Passeriformes, Estrildidae. The record is from RefSeq and is a predicted model, not a curated record.
CGCCGGCGGCGGGGGAUGUGCGGGCGGCGGCGGGAUGGCUUCGGCCGUGUUUGAGGGCACCUCACUGGUGAACAUGUACGUGCGGGGCUGCUGGGUGAACGGCAUCCGGCGGCUCAUCAUCAGCCGGCGGGGCGACGAGGAGGAGUUCUACGAGAUCCGCACCGAGUGGUCGGACCGCAACAUCCUCUACCUGCACCGCAGCUACUCCGACCUCGGCCGCCUCUUCAAGCGUCUCCUCGAUUCCUUCCCCGAGGACCGGCCCGAGCUGUCCCGCUCUCCCUUGCUCCAAGGGCUCAUCACAAUAAAAGAAGCCCAUGAUAUAGAAGCCAGACUUAAUGAAGUGGAAAAGCUUCUGAAGACUAUUAUAAACAUGCCCUGGAAGUAUUCAAGGUCUGAAGUUGUCCUCACGUUCUUUGAGAGAUCUCCUUUGGACCAAGUUCUAAAAAAUGACAAUGUCCAUAAAAUUCAGCCAAGCUUUCAAAGUCCAGUUAAAAUAUCAGAAAUAAUGAGAUCAAAUGGAUUCUGUUUAGCCAACACUGAAACAAUAGUCAUUGACCACAGUAUACCUAAUGGAAAAGAGAAGCACCUGGAUGUAGAUUCAGCAGAACAUUUGUUUGAAAGUGUUAGUGACUUUGCCUCAGAGCUGGAAGACAGUGAUGAUCCAACAGCUUAUGUCACCAAUUUGACAUACUACCACCUGGUCCCAUUUGAGACUGACAUUCUGGACUGAGGCUGCUCAGGGGUGCAGUCAGCCAGCAUCCAGCCAACCUCUUUGUCCAUAGGUUCUGCUAUCUCUGGCAUUGCAUCUCUGUGAAUAAGGUUGUGCAGACAAGAUCAACAGCAGGGAAGCUUCAGCAAGAGCACCACAAAGCUGGUUUUAUAAGUGUGUUGUGUGUUAUGGAGGCAUCUUGUGAGGAGAUAUCUGCUUUGCUGCUGACAACAAACUCAGUUUCUGUGAAAGCAAGGCAGCAGAGGCUUCCUGGGGAUCAAGGAAAUCUCUGCUAUGUCUGUGGGAAUUGCCACCAUGACGCAGCUGUCCGAAACUUGUGCUGAAGCAGGCACAAGUCACCCGUGCUCCUUGUGGUGCAAGUUGAGUUCCCCUUUUAGGAUACCACCAUAAACUUCCUCGGAUGGUGUGACCACACUUUUUAUGCUUUGUAAGCAAGAAGACAAGCAAACCAGCUGAAUUUUGUCAGUUCCCUCUGCAAUUGCUUAAUGGAGGUCUCGUGGGUCGCUUUUUUGCUCAGCUACCGGAUGAUUGGUGCCUUACACGAGAUGUCAGAAAUACCAUUGAGUGCCUCCAGGAAACAGAGCACACGAGCUGACAGCUUUACUUCUUUUAAUCAUGGGCUUUUGUAUAAUUGCUGAAAGGGCGACUGCUCUUUCCUGGAAUAGUAAAGCAGACAGCAACUGGCACUGCGAUGAGCUGUGCAUGAUGCUUGGGUACCCAGAUGAUUUUGGAAGUCUGGAAAGCUGACGGGAAAGCUGAGCUGCUCCACUAAGAAGGGUCAAGGCCAAGGCAGGCACUUUGAUAACAUUUUUUCUUUUCAUGUGGACCAGCAUAUGUGAAUGGUGCUUACAGAUGUUUACAUCAGAGAGAUAAUUCCCUAUGCAUAUUUCUUCCCAGAGGAUGGGAAGGAAGACACUGAUAUUUAUGUUAUGUUUGGACUGAAAAAGAAUAAGCUGCAGUGUGCCUACAGUGGUAGGAAAAACAAUCUCUCCACUGCCACCCUGUCUCAAGGAAUUUGUCCAGCUUUCUGAGAUCUGCCUGGAGGGGUCAAGUUCAGGCCUCCUUGUUAUGUAAUGCCAUGGAUUUCAGCAGAAAUAGGACAGUGGGAGCAAAAGUGGGAUUGUACCCUGCAGCUCUUGACUGUUGAGUAGUGCAAUGUUAAUGUCUCCUCGGGGUCUGUCCUUUGCAGAACACCCUGAAUUCCCAGCUCUCACUGUGAGUGCUCAACACUCACCAGCAUGACCUUUCAUUGAGCUUUUUGCCAUCUGUUUGCAAAUAUUAUUUUGAAGGGACUGAAAUGGAAAGAAAUGCAUUUUUGGAUGUGUUUCUUGGACAAGAGGCUUGCUUGGUCCUGAAGAAGCCGAAACAACUCCCUUCUGCAGACUUUUCAUUUCUAUCUGUAGAAUAACAGUCAAACAGAAUGUUAAUGUAAAUAAUAAAUUAUUGAGAAUCCUAAUUCUUUUACACAGUAUGUUUCUAAAAUAUAUUUUAAUGAAAUAAAAUAAAAUGUAACUCACCUUCAGUA